AUGGAGAAUCAAGAGGAAGUGCUGAGGGAGCUGAGAGGAAUCAGAGAAGAAGUAAGGAACCUGAGAGAAGAAAUAAAAGAAUGGAGGUUGGAAAGAGGAACAAAGAGAGAAUGGAAGGAAAAGCAGGAGAGUGCAGAAGAGAUAGAGAAGAGGGGAAGAGGAUUGGGGGAAGAAGGAUGCAAGAAAGAAGAAGAAGACGAAGCAGAAGGAGGAGGGUGGGAAAAACAGGAUGAGGGGAAUGAAAAGGUAGUAAAAAGAGAGAGGGAAGUAGGCAGCAAAGAGGAGGAGACAGAAGGGCAAGAAAGAAAGAAGGAAAGAAAUGAAAAGGAACUGGGACAAGAAGUGGAAAUAAAAAGAGCAACAGAAAGGGUGGGAGAAGGGGGGAGAAACAUAGUGUUAACAGAAUUAGAAGAGGAAGACCGCAAGAAGGAAAUGGUUUGGACGAAAAAUGGGAUCUGGGACAGAUGGAGGGUUGCGGUUGACGAGGAUCUGUCAAAAGAAGAGAGAAGGAUGAAGUGGAGGAUAAAAGAGAAGGCGAGAGAAGAAAGAAGAAAGGGGAACUGGGUGGAGUUCAAUAACAGAAGAAUAUGGAUAGAAGGAGAAGAAUGGAAAUGGAACGAGAGGGAAGAAAAAUGGGAAGCCAGCAGACAGACGGAUAGGAAAUAA
This is a messenger RNA of Osmia lignaria (orchard mason bee), 666 nucleotides long. NCBI's taxonomy places the organism in Eukaryota, Metazoa, Arthropoda, Insecta, Hymenoptera, Megachilidae. The record is from RefSeq and is a predicted model, not a curated record.